Molecule: messenger RNA, 3781 nt
Organism: Phodopus roborovskii (desert hamster)
Lineage: Eukaryota; Metazoa; Chordata; Mammalia; Rodentia; Cricetidae
Gene: Sncaip
Product: synuclein alpha interacting protein
Exons: 12
Coding region: 357-3254 (965 amino acids)
Molecular function (GO): ubiquitin protein ligase binding
Source: RefSeq, a predicted model, not a curated record
GCUUGCAGCUACCUCCGAUGGUCCCGGAGGCGGGGAUGGGCUGCGCCAAGGCUCCUAGGAGCUCUCAAGGAGGAGCGAAGGCAUAGUGAUAGCCACACUAGUAACUAGAACAAUAACAAACGUGAAGGGGAUUCCGGGUGGUGUCGCUGCCUGAGGGGAGACCCUGGCCCAUCAGCCCCGCGGCACCCAGGCUGCCCCGUCCAGCCUGGGCUCCUCCUCCAGGCGCUGUCCGGCGUCCCGGGGCUUGUCCAUGUCAUAGGGAAGGUUUCUUUCCCGACCCUCUCCGUGGCCUGACUUUCGUCUGCAGGUGGAAAUUAUAAGUAUUUGACCUUACUCAAAAUGUACAAAGAAGAAUAAUGGAAGCCCCUGAAUACCUUGAUUUGGAUGAAAUUGACUUUAGUGAUGACAUUUCUUAUUCAGUCACAUCUCUCAAGACCAUCCCAGAACUGUGCAGAAGAUGUGACCCACAAAACGAAGACAGAUCAGUUUCUAGCUCUAGCUGGAAUUGCGGUGUCUCAGCUCUCAUUACAAACACACAAAAGCCCACUGGAAUCGCUGAUGUAUACAGUAAGUUCCGCCCAGUGAAGCGGGUUUCUCCCCUGAAACAUCAACCAGAGACUCUGGAAAACAACGAAAACGAUGACCAAAAGAACACUACAGUAGAGUACCAGAAAGGUGUGGAGACUGAGCAAGGCCCCCAGCCAGAGGAACUCAGCCCUGAAGAUGGAGUCAGGGGGUUGCCAGGCAAGGGCUCCGAGCCCAGCCAGGCACUGGGCGAGCUGGAGCAUUAUGACCUUGACAUGGAUGAAAUUCUGGAUGUGCCUUACAUUAAAUCCAGUCAACAGCUGGCCCCGCUCACCAAGGUGACUUCCGAUAAAAGGAUUUUAGGUUUAGGCACAAACAUCAAUGGCCUUUCUGGUAAACCCUGUCCUAUUGGAAGCACUGAGAACUCCACAGCCAACAUGACUCCGUUUUGUGUUCUUUCUCCUGUGAAAAGCCCUCACUUAAGGAAAGCAUCGACUGCCCUCCGGGACCAGCACAAGCUCUCCACAGAAGACUCUGAGAACUCCCCUGCUCUGGGUAAAUGUGUCCCCGCGUAUGAGUCAGAGCACCACAAUAAAGACUUCCUAAACAAGGCCUUUAGUGAUCACCAUGGUCGAAAAAUCGAGAAGACCGGGCCAGACUGCAAGCUUAGGGCUUUCCACCUGCAGUCCUCAGCAGCAGGGGCGAAAGCAGAAGAGCAGGUCAAUGGCAUGAACUGGACCAAUGCCCAAGGUGGGGAAGAAAGGAGUGAGUACCUGAAGAAAGUAAGAAGCAUAGUGAACAUUGUGAAAGAGGGCCAGAUAUCGCUCUUGCCACACCUUGCUGCCGACAAUCUGGACAAAAUUCAUGACGAGAACGGAAACAAUCUGUUACACGUCGCUGCGUCCAAAGGGCAUGCAGAGUGUCUACAGCACCUGACAUCUCUGAUGGGCGAAGACUGCCUCAAUGAAAGGAACACAGAGCAGCUGACUCCAGCCGGCCUGGCCAUCAAGAAUGGCCAGUUGGAGUGUGUACGCUGGAUGGUGAGUGAGACAGAGGCCAUUGCAGAAUUGAGUUGUUCCAAGGAUUUCCCAAGCCUUAUUCAUUACGCAGGUUGCUAUGGGCAGGAGAAGAUUCUCCUGUGGCUCCUUCAGUUUAUGCAAGAACAAGGCAUUUCACUGGAUGAAGUGGACCAGGAAGGCAACAGCGCUGUUCAUGUCGCUUCACAGCAUGGCUACCUUGGAUGCAUACAGACUCUGGUGGAGUAUGGAGCAAAUGUCACUAUGCAGAACCAUGCUGGGGAAAAGCCCUCCCAGAGUGCUGAACGGCAUGGGCACACCCUGUGCUCGAGGUACCUAGUGGUAGUGGAGACCUGCAUGUCACUGGCCUCGCAAGUGGUGAAGUUGACCAAGCAGCUAAAGGAGCAAACAGUGGAGCGUGUCACAUUGCAGAGCCAACUCCAACAACUUUUAGAAGCCCAAAAAUCAGAGGGCAAAUCACUCCCUUCCUCGCCUAGUUCACCCUCCUCACCAGCUUCUAGAAAGUCCCAGUGGAAAAUUCUAGAUGCAGAUGAUGAGGCUACAGGCAAGAGCAAACCAGGGGCCCAGGAGGGAAUACAAGUUCUUGGAAGCUUAUCAGCAUCCAGCAGGGCUAGAACCAAAGGAAAAGAUGAAGACUCUGAUAAAAUCCUACGACAGUUAUUGGGGAAAGAAAUAUCAGAGAAUGUCUGCACCCAGGAAAAGCUGUCGUUGGAAUUCCAAGAUGCUCAGGCAUCCUCUAGGAAUUUGAAAAAGAUACCUCUAGAGAAAAGGGAGCUGAAGCUAGCCAGGCUGAGGCAGCUGAUGCAGCGAUCAUUGAGCGAAUCUGAUACUGACUCAAACAACUCCGAAGACCCCAAAAAUACUCCUGUAAGAAAAGCAGACAGGCCCAGGCCACAGCCCAUUGUGGAGAGUGUGGAGAAUAUGGACAGCACAGAAAGCUUACACCUAAUGAUAAAGAAACACUCUCUGGCAUCAGGACGCAGGUUUCCUUUCAGUACGAAGGCCUCCAAAUCCCUGGAUGGACACAGCCCAUCUCCCACUUCAGAGAGCAGUGAACCAGACUUGGACUCCCAUUGUCCAGGCUUAGGGAUGACUUCUCCAACCCAGCCUUCUGGAGACCCCAGUCAGUCCAGUCCUGACAGCUCCACUGCCCAGAAAAUUGCCACCAGCCCCAAGAGUGCCCUCAAGUCUCCAUCAUCCAAGCGCCGAACAUCCCAAAACUCAAAACUCCGAGUUACCUUUGAGGAGCCUGUUGUGCAAGCAGAGCAAACUAGCCUUGAACUAAAUGGAGAAAAAGACAGAGAUAAGGGCAGGGCCCCCCAGAGGACUAGUGAAUCAGGGGAACACAUGAAAAGGCCUUUUGGAACCUUCCGAUCCAUCAUGGAGACUUUAAGUGGUAAUCAAAACAACAAUAAUAACUACCAGCCAGCCAACCAGCUGAAGACCUGCACACUGCCCUUAACAUCACUUGGAAGGAAGACAGCAGAUAACAAGGGAAACCCUGUGAGCCCUGCUAGCAAAGGAAAGAACAAGGCAGGGAUGUACAGCAGCUGUAUCCAUCUUCCCUCUAAUGUGCUGGUUGAAGAGCAUCUGCGUGACUAUGCACGGCUUAAUGACAUCAAUCGAAACAUGAAGAAAACCUACAGCAGAAAGCACAUUGCUGAGCCAGAAUCAAAAGAACUCUUCUUAUAGAUCUUUUUUAUUAGUCCUAUGCAUGCCCUACGGCCACCAUUGGAAGUUCCUGGAGAUGACUCACUGUGGCAAUAAAACAGCACCUCACCAGCAGAACAGAAUAUCUGGAUGCCUUAAGUUUAUAACCUGAGACUCUUUCUCAGAUACAUUUUGGACCCUAUCUGUACAAGGAACUUUUUUGUUUUUCCAGAUGCUAUUUAAAAACAUGAUUGGGCAAUGUAUGCAUUGAAGCAUUUGAAGUUCGGUUGAUGCUGCCUUCUCAAAGCACAUCCCCCAGGCUCUGACACCAUUGGUGUUUUUGUCCGUUGCAUGAGGAUUUGCUGGUGUUAAGUGAUAUUUCCUUCCUACACAACAAGGGCAGCUUUGGCUCAGCUCCGUGAGGCUAGGUCGCUGGUAUUAUUUUCUGUCAAGAGUGUUUUUCUGUCAUUUCUACUUUUUUAAUAAAGAAACUUAAACAUUGUUAAUAGCCACGUCUGAGCACGGGGCCUCUACUUCCUAUUAAAUCUGUGACAUUCUGAUUUUUAAAA